CUGUCUCUUUAAGGUGCCGGAGGCUCGCGGGCGCAGCGCUGAGGGACGGCGCGGAGGCGCGGCCUGCCUCUCUCGCACAGCCGGGAGGCCCGCCUAGGGCUCGGGUGACCUGCUGGGAAGCGAGGUCCAGGCGGCCUGACUGCGCCACGGCGCACGUUUCCUGGGAGCUGAUUGUCUUUGAAGAACCAUGAAAUCACACUCUGUUGUUAUGCUUACUCUAGCCAUUCUGGUGUUCCUGACUUGGGUCCCUGAGUCACUGAGUUGUAACAAAGCACUCUGUGCUAGUGAUGUGAGCAAAUGCCUCAUUCAGGAGCUCUGCCAGUGCCGACCUGGAGAAGGAAAUUGUUCCUGCUGUAAGGAGUGUAUGUUAUGUCUUGGGACCCUUUGGGAUGAAUGUUGUGAUUGUGUUGGCAUGUGUAAUCCUAGAAACUAUAGUGACACACCUCCAACCUCAAAGAGCACGGUGGAGGAGCUUCAUGAGCCAAUCCCUUCACUCUUCCGGGCACUCACAGAAGGAGACACUCAGUUGAACUGGAACAUUGUUUCCUUCCCUGUUGCAGAAGAACUAUCGCAUCAUGAGAACCUGGUUUCAUUUUUAGAAACUGUGAACCAGCCACACCAUCAAAACGUGUCUGUUCCUAGCAAUAAUGUUCACGCACCUUACUCCAGUGACAAAGAACACAUGUGCACUGUGGUUUAUUUUGAUGACUGCAUGUCCAUACACCAGUGUAAAAUAUCCUGUGAAUCCAUGGGCGCAUCCAAAUAUCGCUGGUUCCAUAAUGCCUGCUGCGAGUGCAUUGGUCCAGAAUGCAUCGACUAUGGUAGUAAAACUGUCAAAUGUAUGAACUGCAUGUUCUAAAGAAGGAGAAGAAUGCAAACCAAAGCAACCUAGUCAACAAGAAAGAUAGGAGACGCUAUUCAGUGAGGUCUACUGGUUGUACCCGCCUGCCAGCUGGUUAAGAAGAGACAAGGAAUUUGGAUGGAGUUAAAGUAAGACAAAUCCAGCAACGUGUUAAAAUUAUAAUUAUAACUGCUCUGGUUGAUUUUCUAGCCCACUGACCGUAUGCCCUUUCCUCUUAAAUACAUUUACAACUUUGAUUAUA
Molecule: messenger RNA, 1103 nt
Organism: Suricata suricatta (meerkat)
Lineage: Eukaryota; Metazoa; Chordata; Mammalia; Carnivora; Herpestidae
Gene: TWSG1
Product: twisted gastrulation BMP signaling modulator 1
Exons: 5
Coding region: 188-859 (223 amino acids)
Biological process (GO): regulation of BMP signaling pathway
Source: RefSeq, a predicted model, not a curated record